AUGAACUUUGCGUUCUCCUUCUUCUACACACCUCUAGAUCUCAUCUCCUGGGUGUAUCCUGCUGAAGUCUUCCCAGUCGAGGUCCGCGCUCUGGGCAAUGCUAUCACCACUUUCACCAACUGGGCUGUCAAUCCGUUCUUUGGGCAAUUCUCGCCUUUGGCACUCACAGCGAUCGAGUUCCAAAAUUUCUACGUUUUCUUCGUUUUGGACAUCUUCGCAUUCCUGUGCUACUGGACUGGUUCUUCUUUCCAGAGACCAAAGGAAAGACGCUCGAGCAGAUGGAUGAGCUAUUCGGCGACCAGCUGGUACCCCACGCCAUGCAGGAUCCCGAAGCCGCCGCAGCAGCUCUGGAGAAGGAUGAGAAGCUUCACGCUGUGGUUCAUGAAUCGGUCGUCUGAAGAUGAGAUUCGGUGCAUCGACAGGGACGAAGAUGGUUUCCGGGAGCCGUUGGAACGCCAGGUAUCCGAAGACAAAGCUUUAGUACAUGAAUUGAGAAACGAUCAUAUUGCUUUCAUGUCAACGCAUCUCGAAGGGCCUCUAUGA
Messenger RNA from Ascochyta rabiei, 543 nucleotides. RefSeq lists its product as uncharacterized. Bases 1 to 543 code for a protein of 180 amino acids. Lineage: Eukaryota; Fungi; Ascomycota; Dothideomycetes; Pleosporales; Didymellaceae. Gene Ontology annotation, molecular function: transmembrane transporter activity. Gene Ontology annotation, biological process: transmembrane transport. The transcript is spliced from 2 exons. Gene Ontology annotation, cellular component: membrane. The record is from RefSeq and is a predicted model, not a curated record.